This is a messenger RNA of Dalotia coriaria, 2293 nucleotides long. It is a transcript of the gene Tdc2, whose product is annotated as Tyrosine decarboxylase 2. Gene Ontology annotation, cellular component: cytoplasm. Bases 273 to 2162 code for a protein of 629 amino acids. NCBI's taxonomy places the organism in Eukaryota, Metazoa, Arthropoda, Insecta, Coleoptera, Staphylinidae. Gene Ontology annotation, molecular function: pyridoxal phosphate binding; carboxy-lyase activity. The transcript is spliced from 9 exons. Gene Ontology annotation, biological process: amino acid metabolic process. The record is from RefSeq and is a predicted model, not a curated record.
CACUCUUCGCCGGCCGCUUAGUUCGUUCGGGCCGACUUCGCGAACCACUUUUAAAUCGAGUCAUACCUUAUCUAAACGAAUAAACUACUCAUUUCCAAACUAAUUGACAAUUUCAUCGGAAUUAAAUCCACAAAGUUAAAUUUUAAUAAUUCAAAAAGUAAAAAUUUACUGAUUUAAAACAAGUUUUGUGUUAAAAUCAUCAAAGAUCAUCUUAAAAGAUUUGUUGAAUUGCAGCAUUGACCUUGAUCUGAUCUUGAAUCGAGGCCGUCAUCAUGAACAGUGAAGAGUUUCGCAUCAGGGGCAAGGAGAUGAUUGAGUAUAUGUGCGGCUAUCUCGAGAACAUCGAACAGCGGCGCGUGACGCCAAGCGUCGAGCCGGGUUAUCUGCGGAAUUUAAUACCGGACGCGGCGCCGCACGCGCCUGAACCGUGGGACGACAUUAUGGAUGACGUCGAGCGCAAGAUCAUGCCGGGCGUCACGCAUUGGCAGCAUCCACGUUUUCAUGCUUACUUCCCGUCCGGCAACAGUUUCCCGUCCAUCUUGGGUGACAUGCUUGCUGACGCCAUUGGAUGCAUUGGUUUCUCAUGGGCGGCAAGUCCGGCGUUAACCGAACUGGAAACAAUUGUCCUGGAUUGGUUGGCUAAAGCAAUAGGUUUACCUGAUCAUAUGAUGGCGAUGAAACCAGGAAGUGCUGGCGGAGGUGUUAUUCAGACGUCAGCUAGUGAAUGUGUAUUGGUUACGAUGCUCGCCGCUAGAGCGCAAGCAUUAAAACGCUUGAAACAACAGCAUCCAUUUGUUGAAGAGGGUGUUUUACUGUCGAAAUUAAUGGCGUACUGUUCGCGGGAAGCGCACUCAUGUGUUGAGAAAUCCGCCAUGAUUUGUUUCGUCAAGUUGCGCAUCCUUGAACCGGACGAGAAGUCUUCUCUUCGUGGAAGAACACUGAUGAGUGCAAUGGAAGAAGAUGAACGUAAUGGCCUCGUCCCUUUCUUCGUUUCUGCUACAUUGGGAACAACAUCGUGUUGUUCCUUUGAUAAUCUCCAAGAAAUCGGUCCUGUCGUCCAGAAAUUCCCUUGUGUGUGGUUACACGUUGAUGGCGCUUAUGCAGGCAAUGCAUUCAUCUGCCCGGAAUUAAAACCGUUGCUUGCUGGUAUCGAAUAUGCCGAUUCAUUCAACACCAAUCCUAAUAAAUGGCUGCUGGUCAAUUUCGAUUGCUCUACCAUGUGGGUGCGUGAUCGAAUUCUGCUCACUUCCGCUCUCGUCGUCGAUCCGUUGUAUCUUCAACAUGGCUACUCUGAUACGUCAAUCGACUACCGCCAUUGGGGUGUACCCCUAAGCAGGCGUUUCCGGUCGCUUAAACUAUGGUUUGUUAUGCGUACAUUUGGCAUUUCCGGUUUGCAGGAAUAUAUUCGUCAUCAUAUUAAACUUGCUAAGCAAUUCGAAGCACUAGUUUUAGAAGAUAAAAGGUUUGAAGUUUGCAAUGAGGUUAAGUUAGGUUUAGUUUGUUUCCGACUUAAAUACACGGAUAAACUAAAUGAGAAACUCCUCAGCGCAAUCAACGCUUCCGGAAAAUUGCACAUGGUACCCGCUCAUGUCAACGAUAAAUACGUCAUCAGAUUCUGCGCAGUAGCACAAAAUGCCACCGCGGAUGAUGUUACUUACGCAUGGAAAGUAAUCGUAGAAUUCGCUGAAGAUCUUCUUGAAAAAGAGGAUCACUACAAGGAAGCAGAAGUACAAGAUGACGUAUUCGAGAUUCUAGACCGGAAGCGAAAGGAAACCCUGGCACACAAACGUUCUUUCUUCGUACGUAUGGUAAGCGAUCCAAAAAUCUACAAUCCCAGCAUUGCCAAAGGCACUGUCGGACGUCGACACACUCAAACCGAGAGUAUCGCAUCACCGGAUCUUCCGGUUCAACCAAAUCUUACUUCAUCAUGGAUCAGUUGGCCAAUAGCUUUCAUACUGCAAGGAAUGCAGGAAGAUGGCGCUAGUAGCAACGUGCCCAUAAGGUUCCGUCACCUAGACACAAAGGUACGUCUGCCUGCGGGGGGAAAUCGAGUUAAUGGCGGCUCACCUUCGCCUGAAGGUGAACUACUAUCAACCGGCAGCGUUGGCGGUGCUAAAUCCCCGAAACGUUCGCCGAUCUUCCCGCGCAAGGAGCACGACUAAUGUGUAAUCAUUCGUAAUAAUUCGUAGUUUAAUCCUACAUAACUAAACAUUCACACAAUAUUCACAAUGUUUCACAUUUAUCUUCUGCGUGUCGUGUGUGUACCAUGAAAAUAUAACCUAAACUUAACUUA